This is a messenger RNA of Caenorhabditis remanei, 513 nucleotides long. RefSeq lists its product as uncharacterized. NCBI's taxonomy places the organism in Eukaryota, Metazoa, Nematoda, Chromadorea, Rhabditida, Rhabditidae. The transcript has a single exon. The coding region runs from base 1 to 513 and encodes 170 amino acids. The record is from RefSeq and is a predicted model, not a curated record.
AUGGACGUCAUUCACUGCAAAUCGAUCAAUCGUUUCGUUGUCUCUGAAAUUUCUGAACACGAUUGUAUCCCAAUUGUUGCAAAACUACCAAAAAUUGAUGAAGUCGUUGUUGAAUACGAUUGGUCCUUUAACGUUCUUACUGAUAAAGCACUAUUUCAAAAAGAAAAAAGACUUCUCAAAGUUCUGAGAACCGUUUUGUCAGUUUCUUCUGCAGUUACUAUUUCCUAUCGAUUCCAAAACCACAAUCACCUCCGAGAAAUUCUCAAAGGAAAAUUCGACGCCGUGAUUUUAAAGUGGCCCGACAACUGGAUUACUCUUAAUGGUUUGUGGAUUACAAACGCUAAGACACUUGAGAUUCAUACAGUAAAGCUUGACGUGAGAGACCUGAACCGCUAUUUCAAGUUGUGGAUGAAGAACAUAUGUAAUGAUCGACUGGAAUACUUGGUCCUGUACACGUCCUCACGUGGACUACGUUCUUCCGAUCAUGGACGUCACCCACUGCAAGUCAAUUAA